Saccoglossus kowalevskii is the source of this 492-nucleotide messenger RNA. RefSeq names its product MAM and LDL-receptor class A domain-containing protein 1-like. Gene Ontology annotation, cellular component: membrane. The record is from RefSeq and is a predicted model, not a curated record. Gene Ontology annotation, molecular function: protein binding. NCBI's taxonomy places the organism in Eukaryota, Metazoa, Hemichordata, Enteropneusta, Harrimaniidae.
ACGGUCUACCUGGUUCGUGUGAUUUUGAGCACGAUUUCUGUUCCUGGAAGAACGUGUAUACUGAUGAUAUGGAUUGGGUUGAAAACAAUGGAGUUACUGGUACCUGGAACACAGGUCCCAUUAGUGAUCACACUCUAGGCACCCCGGAAGGAACUUACUUCUACAUGGAGGCGUCCAGUAUUCCACAAGGUUCUAUUGCCACUGUUUACAGUGAACCAUUUGGAAUGAGCGAUACUGACAUGUGUAUCAACUUCUGGUAUCAUAUGUAUGGAGGUGGAAUUGGUACACUUACAGUACAACAAUUAUUAUCGAAUGGUGACGUCAUUGAUUUGUGGACUAUGAGUGGUAACCAAGGUAACCAGUGGAUGCCUGGGAGAGUUGGAUUUUAUCAAACACAGGAUUAUUAUUUAAUCUUUAAUGCAACAAGAGGCAAUGGUCCAUCUGGUGAUAUCUGUAUUGAUGAUAUUACUAUGACCAGAGGAUACUGUUCAC